GUAUCAUCUGACUGAUGUCAUAGCAGCAUGCAGCAGGUCAAACCAGGCACCUCCUAGCGCAUCCUACAGAUGUGAACAAACCGAAAGGAAGAUGGCAUAAAGGGAAAAGGGAGAAAAACAUCAAGAUAGAACUAGCAAUCUGUAGAGACCUACGAAAAAAAGUUGAUAUUCCAGGACAAUAGUGAACAUUGGCAUCAAUAAACGCCACAGCUGAACUCAAAAGGAUUCCCAUGUUGCUUUAACCCAAACAGCCAUGAGUAUCAUACUGUCCCCCAUGAGGAGCCAAGAGCCGGAUGCAAUGCCAACAGACGCAUCUCCCAUGAUCACAAACAUUACCCCUCUAGAAGAACCGGAGGAGGGGAGAAGGGUAAAAGAAUUUGAUGUUAUCCAGCGCUAUGAGAAGCCUCCCCCACUUCACACUGGCGCAGAUUGGAAAGUGGUCCUACACCUGCCAGAAAUUGAAACAUGGCUUCGAAUGACAUCAGAGCGAGUUCGAGACCUUACCUAUUCUGUGCAACAAGAUUCUGAGAAUAAGCAUGUUGAUGUUCACCUGGUGCAGCUAAAGGAUAUUUGUGAAGAUAUUUCUGAUCAUGUGGAGCUCAUCCACGCCCUGCUAGAGACAGAAAUAUCAUUGAAGCUUCUCUCUUAUUCAGUCAAUAUUCUGGUGGACAUCCAUACUGUUCAACUUCUGUGGCAUCAGCUACGUGUUUCAGUUCUUGUGCUCCGUGAAAGAAUCCUACAGGGUCUUCAGGAUUCCAACGGAAACUAUACCAGGCAGACCGACAUUCUUCAGGCUUUCAGCGAAGACAGAAAAGAGACCUGCUUGGACACACUGACUGAAGUUGAUGAUGCAGGUCAGCUGACUAUUAAAUGUUCAAAAGACUAUUUUUCUUUGGAUUGUGGUAUUACUGCCUUUGAACUGUCUGACUACAGUCCAAGUGAAGACCUGCCCUGUGACUCAGAGGCCAACAUGACAUCGAGUUCAAGCUCCAAGUCGACGUCAAAAUCUUUUGGGCAUUGGAACUCUGAUCUGAAAAGAGCCUUUCCAGAGUUGGGUUUACCUUCUGCGCCAAAUGAACAUUACGUUUCCCAUCAAGAGGAAAUGAAGGCAAGAGAUGAACAACAGCUGACCAUUACAGAUCACCUGACUUCAAUGCAGGAUAAUAAGGACACAGUCAUCUCCAAAAUAUCAAAAAACCAUCCAGCCUCGUCUCAGACUCCACCUGCCGAGUGUGCCACAACCCAAAAUGAAAUGAUUAAGAACUCCAAAAUAAUUUCUGAUAAUAAUAUGGAUGAUUUAGAGACAAAAAAUUGUGCCCAAAUGCAUACUUCCAGUGCAAAUAGCAUCUACUGCGAGAACGCAACACCAAAAAGAACAAUUACAGAUUGUUUCAAUUAUAAUGAGGCGUCCCCUACGCAACCUUCCUUACCUAAAAGAGCUUUGUAUCUAGAUGAAAUUUCUAAGGAUGACUUGGAGGUUAGUUGCUGCAGAAUUUUACCUUCUGACUUCUCCCACAAAGCAGAAAUGAGCAGAAGUACACCCACUCUUCUUGAUCAUCCAGACAGAUCCAAACUUUGGCUGAAUUUGUCUUCACCCUACCCAAGCACUUCAAUUGCUGCUACCAGUCGCUCAUACGAUGAAUUAAACAAAAAGGUCAGCACUGACAAUGGAUACCUGAGUUCACAUUCACAAUGUAAUUUAAGAAAGGCAACUUCAGGCACAGAUACAAUGCAUGUCCAACAUCAAACAAAAAUUUCUCCCGUUAGUAAAUCAUGUGAUCUUCUUGAUUCCACGCAAUCUAACAAUAUAUCUUUGCGAAGCCCCAAACAGCACUGCAGCAAACCUUUAUCUCAAAACAUCAAUUCUCCAUUGCACAAACAACAGAAUUAUAUUUCUGUUACAUCCGAACAAACCUCCCCAUAUCAAAAGCAACCGGAAGCCACAUUUGCAAUAAAGAGUUUCCAGCCAUGUUGUUCUCCAUAUACAAAAACUCCAGGUGGAGAAAAUAAUAAUAGUUCCAAACCGUUUAAUUCAGAUACAUCGAAUGAUAAGUACAAGGAAAGUAAUAAAUCUGUGUCCUCUGGGUGUCAGAAUCAGUUGUCUGGUAGUAAAUAUAAAAAUAAGUUACCCACCAGACAUGGUUUGGAAGCAGCUUCACAGCUUCCUAUUCAAACUUCAGAUAAUGUGGCCAGGGUAGAUUCUGCAUGUUGUAGCUCCACUGCAUCUUUGCCACAACAGGAAACAUGGACAGAGAAUAGCGAAAACAAAAGUCAAACUGCUGAAAAUGAUAAAGUUGACACUUGGUUUGGAUUAAAUGAGUAUCUGGCUCUUCCAUCCCAUCUGAAGGAAACUGAAGUGUUGGCUUUAAAGCUGGAGAAUUUGACAAAGCUGUUGUCACAGACACCUGAAGGUGAAGCACUUCAGAAUAUUGAUGACUGGGAGCUUUCAGAAGCAAAUUCAGUCACUGAGGUAAAUCCAUCAAUUCUCAAUGGAAGGGAGAACAGAAAAUGGAUCACAGAAAAUGAAACUAUUUCUACAACGUCUUCAAGUGAUAUAGCAUCCUCCCUGGAGGACAGCAUUGAAUCAGGUCCACUCAGCGACAUCCUGUCAGAUGAUGAAUUAUCAGUAGCAGAAACAAAUGGCAAACACCGGACGAUAUGCCAACUCUCACACCACUGGUUAACACAGGUGCCAAAAAAUGCCUUGAAUGGUGCUUCUUCCAAAACAAGUCUUGUUCAACAGCUACGGGAAGAUAUUCAGCAGAAACAGAAUAACAGCUUUGUCUGGGGAAAGAUCGAGGCCUUUGUAAAUAAACUUGAUGAAUUGAUUUGUUGGUUGUUUGAAGCAAUGGAGACAACAGAAAAUUGGACACCUCCAAAAGCUGACAUAAGCAGUCUGAAACUUUACCUGGAAACACAUCUGAGUUUUAAACUUAACGUAGACAGUCACUGUGCACUUAAAGAUGCUGUGGUGGAAGAGGGACAGCAGCUUCUGGAACUCAUUGAAUCUCACAAAUCAGGAUUGAAAGACAUGCUACAGAUUAUUGCAAAUCAGUGGCAGGAACUACAGAAGCAAAUCAAACGCCAGCACAGUUGGAUUCUUCGAGCCCUGGACAUAAUCAAAGCAGAAAUAUUGGCAACUGAUGUAACUGCACAUGGUUUAGAAGGUACUGGGAAUCCCAAGGGAGAGAUACAGCUUAUCAAUCUGGAAACCAGAAGAGAUGCUGUGGAGCAGAUGUCACUGAAGCUAUAUAAUGAACAGUAUACGAGCAGCAACAAACGGAAGCAAGAAUUUGCCGCAAUGUCAAAGGUCAAUCGAGUGGAUGCUUACAGCCUUUUGGACUUUGAAUCAGAACACCAGGAGCUGUGGGAUUGGCUGAUUGACAUGGAAUCCAUAGUGAUGGACACCCAUGACCUGAUGAUGUCAGAAGAGCAGCAGCAGCAUCUUUACAAGGGCUACAACACAGAACUGUCUAUGUGGCUUCCAAAGAAAAUACAUUUACUGAAGAAGGUGGAAUCGGUAAGACGAGCUGGUAUCUCAUUAUCCUGUGAUAUCCUUGAAAAAGUAGAGGGAAUUAAAGACAAAUGGCAUCUGUUGGAGAGAAAACUUAGAGAGAAGACUCAAGAUGCAGCAUUGGGGCCAAAUGGGGCAGGAACAUGCGAUCUUUUGUCACCUGAAAGCAGCAGCCUGGUGAGGCAGCUUGAGAUCAGGAUCAAAGAAAUGAAAGGCUGGAUGCGAGAUACAGAGCUUUUCAUCUUUAACUCCUGCCUGCUUCAAGAAAAAGAAGGAACUGCAGAAGCCCAGAAAAAACUUCAGUAUUUUAAGUCACUGUGCUCUGAAAUUAAACAACGUCGGCGUGGCAUAAUUUCUGUACUGCACUUAUGCCAACGUCUCCUCGAUGACACAGAUUCGAGCUGUUUGGAAGCUGAUCGUCAUUCAAUGAAACUUGUUAUUGUGAACCUGGAGAGAAGGUGGGAAGCCAUAAUAAUGCAAACUGUCCAGUGGCAGAAUAGACUACAAAAGCAACUAGGAAAAGAAAAGGUCUCUUCAAGCUGUAUUGAACCUGGCCUGAUGAAUUUAAAUAUCUCAGGUGAAGAUUCAUUGGAAUGGGAUGAGACAGACAUGAGUUACAAUUUGAUUGGUAUUCGUGAUGAGACACUUGAUCUUGCAUGUGAACAGAAUGACAUAUCAAAAUUUUCACUUGAGCCGAUGAACAAUCUCGUUGAUGAGCUUCUACUGGAUCAUUACAGCUGCGGCCCUGGAGAAUCACUGUACAGUCCUGGUGAACCACCUUCUUCUUCUUCUUCUUAUCCAUAUUCCCAUCAGCACCACACCCUACAUAAUCUACAGCUUCUCGGAAAAGAUUGUUCAUCAUUUUUCAAUAAUGCAUCAAAUGUUUCCAAUGCAAAGCUGCUCACCAAUUUAGUGAGGAGUGCAAGUAAAGAUUAUUCGUUCUCAUCUGAUGAUUCUUUGCCAGACCUACUGGGUGAUUUCAUUCCAGUGAGACAAGACAAACCAGUGGCACUGAGGCCUGAGAGCAAGAGUGGAAUAGUCAGCGAGGGUAAUACUGAAACAACCUCUCUGUCAAACCAAGAUGAUCGAGUGCAAACUAAGCUAUCUACCAAACCUCUCCACCCCCUAAUAGAACUGAAACAUAGAGACUGCCCAAUUCAAUCAUGCAUUUGUAAAAGACAAGACCUAUUUGAAAAAAAGGAAAUAAAGAAUGUAACAAAGAUACAAAGAACAAAAUAUGAUGUACAAUUGUCAGAAGAUUUUCAAUCACUGUCUCUGAGCAAUGAGGGGAAUUUACAGCAAUUUCAAAUGAAUAAAAUCAGUUCGAAGGAUAUUUCAAAAGAUCUGGAGGCACAAUAUGAUGUGUUCACAUUUUAUGACUAUUCUUACCUGCAGGGCCCUGAGCUUGAGUUAGGUAUAACUCACUCCCCUGAAGAAAAUGUAACUACUGAUGUGAAUGUGAGCACAAAACCAGAUUAUGUUGAAAUUAUUUGUAAAAAUGGAUUCUCACCUUCAGAUGGCAAACUGGACUGUGCUAUGGCAGAAAAAUGUCUGCUAGUAUCAUCAAGUAGAGGUAACCUUGAAACUGAUUUUAGAGCAGUAGAUGAUAAUGGAGUAUCUCCAGAUGAAUAUCUGAAAAAUGAAACAGAUCUCAUAUUUUUGUCCCAUAGGUCAUCUGUGGAGUCACUUUCAUUUGCUGGUGACAUAUUUAGCCAUGUAACUAACAAUCACAAAAAUGGUGAUCUCCAUCGUAGUACUUCCUUAGAUAGUUGGGGUAAUUCAUGCAAGAUAACAGAGGAGUUACUUGGCCUCCAGGAUCCAGGGGACAUUAGUGUGGGUGUUGAAGCAGUGGGGGAGCUGAGUAAGAGAACAUUGGACCUAUUGAAACGUUUAGAAAACAUUCAGAAUCCAGUAAGUCCAAAAAUGAAACGUAGUGUUUCAGACAUCACACUGCAGAGUAAUUCUCUUAAAAUUUCAUUCACUGGCCAACCAUCAUUCGAUGCCACUUCCUCAGCCAAUGAAGAUUCUGCUGCUUCUCUCACAGAACUAAGCAGCAGUGAUGAGCUUUCCUUGUGCUCUGAAGACAUAAUUGUGCAUAAAAAUAGAAUUUUGGAUUCAAAUGCAUCAUUCAAAAAGCGUAUUAAUCACUCAAUGACUGAUGAAGCUGAUACCAAUAUAAGCAUGAUUGUAAAUGUGUCUUGUACUUCUGCUUGCACUGAUGAAGAAGACGAUAGUGAUUUGCUUUCCAGUUCAACCCUUACGCUAACUGAGGAGGAACUGUGCAUUAAGGAUGAUGAUGAUUCCAGUAUUGCUACAGACGAUGACAUUAAUGAAGAAAGUAAUUGCAUUUUAGAUGGAGACUACAUGAAGAAUGAUUUCCACCACUGGAUUAAACCAAUCUUUGCUGUCCCUGCAAAAGGAAAGAAAAAAAUGAAUCCAAAAUUGAAUCCAGAAGAAAAGGAUUUGAGCAAGACAGACCCUAAUAGUUUCAGGUUAUCUGCUUUCAAAAAUACUUCUUCACUUUAUCCAUUUUUGAACAGCCCAGUAUUUAAGCAGCUGGAGUCUAAAGAUCAUAAAAGUAGUUCUCUCUAUCCAAAUGAAAAACAUUUCAUGCAGACUGGAAUGGAAACUCUUAGACAAUGUACUCACCAUUUAAGAGAUGACCUGGAGAAUGGCAAUGUGGAAAAAUCUGUAUCAAAACAUGAAAAUAAACAAAAUAAAGUAUUAGAUAGCAAGAUACAUUAUUCCUUUGAAAAGGGGCGAAAUACCAGCAAAAUUCAUAGAACUGAAUGUUUGCAAUCUGAAUUGCUUGAUAGUACAAUUGAGCAAAAACCAGAAUCACAACACGUUCUAGUUUCUAGGUCCCCUACCCAAUCCAAAGAGAAGGGUAAAAAUCUUAUAUGUUUGGAAGACAAAAGAUUUGCAAACAAAUAUUUAUUGUCACCUAUUUUUAAUACUGAUGAGGUUAUUUGCAUGAAAAGAUUUGAAAAGUUAAAUGAUAUUGGAGUAUUAGGUGGGAAAAAAGUUCCAACAAGUGAACAUAGGAAUAAACAACAACAUCAAGAUUCCAAAGCAGAACUGAUGUUCAACUGCCACAGUGACGAAGAUACUACCAGUAAAUAUUUAGCUGGAGAAUGUUCAUCUCAUCAUAAUUUAGAAAACACACAGUUGGAGGAAGUUAACAAGGAUUGUGCAAAAGCUAUUUCGAACUGUGCCUGCCACUCUAAUAUUUCCCAUAGUGAGGAGGAAGAAGAUAGUUCUGUUCAUAAUUUUGUGAUGGAAAUUAUUGAUAUGGCAUCUUCGGCCUUGAAGAACAUAUCACACCAUGACUCUGAAAUGGUGAGUCCAACAUCAGUGGCUCAAAUCAAGGAAAAAGUGUUGGAACAUUCUCACCGAGCUUUGCAGCUGCGAAAAGGAGACUUUUACUCCUACCUGUCCAUAUCAUCACAUGACAGUGACUGUGGUGAGGUAAGCACUUGCAUUGAUGAGAAAAGCAGCACACCACUGCCUUUAGAUUUAAGUGAGGAGGCUAGACUGGAAAACAUUGGUGAAGAUGAUAAACUCCUUUGCGAAGAUUUUACAGAACAAUCCCAUAAAUCCCGCUCACUUGAUUCUACGUUACAAAAGGACACUGUUCCAGAUGAAUUACCUUUGCCAAAUGAUGGAUUGGACAUGAUGCCGUUAAAUGCUAUUCAUGUGCCACCAGUUAAUCAAAAGACAUGCAGUGGAAAUCUAAGUGAAAUUAACAAAAUCACUAAGAAUCUAGAUACAUGUUUUGUUCCCAUUAAUCAAACAAGUAAUACAUCAGAAGACAAUACAUUUCAAUCUGUAGAAUACCAUGUGAAAAAUCCUUACCUUAAUUCAUUGCUGCCCGAAACACAAAGAAACACAACUAAAUGUUUGUCAUACAAUAAGUCCUUUACAGUCGUGCCAAAAGUUGAAAUGUUUGAGCCCAUUGAACCACCAUUAUACAUGGAAACUGAUGAAAAUAUAUCAGUAAAUCAGUCUUAUGGUAUGAAAAAGAAUCCACUGAAGGAUGCGCAAUCAAAUAACAUUUAUUUUAAGAAACCAAAAGACAAUGUGUCCCCUAGCACUAAAACAAAAUUUCCACAAAAUGGACAUUCUAUAAAUGAAGAUGACGAAGGUGCAGAUGGCAAAGUCAAAGUGAUCCUUGACAAGAAAGAAAAUCAUUGUGAUGGGAUCUUUAACUUGCCCGAAAAAGGGAAAUCUGGCCAUAUCCUUGCUCCAUUUUUGCCCACCAAUUCCCAAGGUAACAUCUAAUCGAUUUGAACCAUCCUCUUCAUUGAUAUUGAAGACAAGCUCCUUCCAAAUGCAAGUUUUUCAUGCUGGUGUGGUUAACUGGUUGUUUUUGCUGAUCCUUUGUAUGGCAGUUGCUGUUACCCCCUUGUUGGUAACAAUACCAACAGAUUGCAGCAACAUCCAGCAUUUUUCUUCUUCAUGGACUUUUGUCCAAAGCUACCUCCAAGGGACUCCUCUGUUCUGAUACACAGCUUAUAAAUGUUCUUAUUUUCUUGGUGUAGGUACUUUUUGGUAUGGAACAGGAAACCACAACAUUUGGAAAGAUAUUGGGGUAUAAUCUCAUGUCACUUCUGGUCAUGCCAUUUCAUGUAUUAUAGGAGUAAUGUUUGGAUUUUAGGAGAGAAUAUAUCCAUCCAAUCUAUCUGGAGCAAAAACCUUCACAGAAAGGUGGGCCCUGUUGUGUUAACUAUGCUAAUUCCAAGAUGAACCAUGAAUAUUAUUUGAACUUAAGAGAUGGAAAGUAGCAUAACAUUGAUAACAGGAACUAAUUCAAACCGUAUGUUGAAAAUCAAUAAUCAUAUCUUGAUAUGUUUUAUGUAAUUAAUAUUAAGCCAAUAUAAAUAUAGAAUACAUAGAUCCAAUCUAUGCAACUGUAGAACUUAUAAAACAAUCUUACUGUGCUGUAUAUUGCAAUUAUAUGGUUUUUCAUUUCAAUACACAGUCAAGUUUUAUUAUUUCUGCUUCUUAAGAAGGGGAAGAGAAGAAAUGUUUUAACAAUGUGUGCCUUGCUGUAUAUCUUAUACCUUUUGUUAAAAAGCUGCUUUUCCCAGUUAAAAAGCUGGCUUAAAGAGAUGUGAUAGCAAGGUUAUGCUGUGUGUAUAAUUUAUGUACAUAUGUACAAGAAAAUGCUAAUGUUCAUGUACAAUGAUAUACAAUGCUUUCUUGUAUUGUGUUUAUGUGUCCAGUGAUGUGGAAAAUAUUAAGCCUUAAGCUGUUAGAUUGCAUGGGUUAAAGUUAAAUUAAAGUUGGCAAAUAAAAAUUAAUUUAUCAGACAAUAAAA
Messenger RNA from Amblyraja radiata (thorny skate), 8834 nucleotides. It is a transcript of the gene akap6, whose product is annotated as A kinase (PRKA) anchor protein 6. The coding region runs from base 254 to 7795 and encodes 2513 amino acids. NCBI's taxonomy places the organism in Eukaryota, Metazoa, Chordata, Chondrichthyes, Rajiformes, Rajidae. The record is from RefSeq and is a predicted model, not a curated record. Gene Ontology annotation, molecular function: protein binding. The transcript is spliced from 15 exons.